GCAGCACAAAGUUCACCGUUCUGGAAGACAUUCUGAGAGCUUGAACGAAAGGUUUCUUCAUUUUCGGGCGCUUUGCAAAUCACCAUUGUGUCUUUGGAACCCAAUAGAGGUUGCUAUUACAAGGUCCUUUGGGUCAAAGCCGUGCGAGGGCAACCGGAGCAAUCUUUUCAAACGAGGCGCCUUGUCCAAAGAGGAGACAUGGCCAGCGCGGCCCUUGUCAUGGCCCAAGGGGCUCUCGCUGGCCAUAGCAUUGCAGGCCCCAGGUUUGUAGACGCUUUGCACAUCCACAGAUCUUGCCUGCAAUCUCCUGCGCUGAUCGGUUGCAGUACUGUCUCUCAUGGGGUCUUUUGCCGCGCGGCUCUUGGUGAUGACAAGAGAGCUUUUGCUGAGUCAGAAGACAAUAAAGAUACGAGAAAACAAAGAAUGUGGUCCAGACCGCAAGGAAAAGUCAGGCGGACGGCCUGGGUUGUGGCUGCUCAAGCUGCGGAACAGGCUCAUUCAGACGCUGCAGACGGGAGCAGGCGAGAGAACCGGGCACAUCUGAUGGCACAUAGGGAGGAGACCCAUGAGAUGGAGGAGCUUGAAAGGCCUCUCGCGGAGUACAUGAGCUUGCCCGCCUCUCAGUACUCCGUCCUUGACGCGGAGAGGAUCGAGCGAGUCGACGAGAAGACGUUCAAGUGCUACGUCCACCGGAUCAAGUUCUUCACCUUUGAGGUCUGCCCGGUGCUGCUCGUGCGAGUGGAUGAGAAGCCAAACGGGUGCGCCAUCCGGUUGCUUUCCUGCACGCUGGAGGGAUCUCCGCUAGUGGUCGCUCAGAACGAGAAGUUCUCAGCCUCCAUGGUCAACAACGUGCGAUGGAGCGACGUUCCUGAUGAGCCGACCAAGAAACAACUUAUUUCAGACACGACAAUCGACGUUUCGAUCGAGGUUCCGGCUCCGUUCCGAAGAAUUCCGGUCGAGGGCAUUGAGAUGACAGGGCGGAAGGUGCUGCAGCAGCUGCUGCGGCUCGUGCUCCCCCGGUUCCUCUUACAGCUCGAAAAGGAUUACAGAGCCUGGGCUUCUGGAGACGAGUCAAGAAAACCUCUGGGAACAGGCGAGUUGUAAGGGAGGUUGGGAGCGGAGGAAACGGUGGGGAGGUUUUUUGCCGCCAGGUUUUUGGAUGUACCUACAUGUGUACAUGUGUAUGCUAUGAACGUUGGGUUGAUGCAGCUACUGUAGUAGCGGACAUUUUCCAACUCCUCUCAACAAGACGUUGGCUUACCAUAAUAACUCCUUCGGGUUGAUAAUUGAAGGCCCUGACUGAGUAGGCUGAUCCUUGUAGCUGCUGCAAGCUUGUUCGGCUGUAAGGAUCGAACGAGACUAGGAACAGCACGCCCUGUGGAAAGGUCAACUAGGCCUCUCGAUCGCUCUGUACCAUGCGGUUCGCUUCACAAGCGAUUCUUAAAAAUGACUACUGUAUGGCACGGCCACGAUGCUCAUGCAAGAUUGGGGGGA
Molecule: messenger RNA, 1494 nt
Organism: Klebsormidium nitens
Lineage: Eukaryota; Viridiplantae; Streptophyta; Klebsormidiophyceae; Klebsormidiales; Klebsormidiaceae
Source: the annotation of a GenBank genome assembly